CAAACAAAUGGGGUCAUGCAAACUUCUGGAGAAUAUGAACAUUACAUUUGGGAAGUGAUUUGCAGACGUAAUAUCAAGUUUGUACGGAAUGGGUUCCUUUGCAUAACCUCAUUUCAGUUUAUGCAUCAGACAAAAUAACAUAGAAAAGCUAAAAUGGAGACAUUUACAUUGCAUGAUAUGCUCAAAAACUCCACUGAUCUUUAUAAGAUAUUAUGUGACUUUGGAAUCAAGAAUGUCUCGGGGUGCGACGAUGAAAGCCAGACGCGGCCGGAACCGAAAGAUUUGAACCAGACGGUGCGUAUCUUCCUCUACUGCCUCAUCUUCCUGGUCAGCGUGCUGGGUAACAGCCUGAUCAUCGCCGUGCUGGUGAGGAACCGCCACAUGCGCACCGUCACCAACCUGUUCCUGCUCUCACUGGCCGCCAGCGACCUGAUGCUCUGCCUCUUCUGCAUGCCCUUCACCCUCAUCCCCAACCUCAUGAGGGACUUUGUGUUCGGCUCGGGCAUCUGCAAGGUGGCCAUGUACUUCAUGGGUAUCUCGGUGAGUGUCUCCACCUUCAACCUGGUGGCCAUUUCUCUGGAGCGCUACAGUGCCAUCUGCAACCCCUUGACCUCCCGUACCUGGCAAACCAAGUCCCACGCCGCCAAGGUCAUCUCCGCCACCUGGGUGGUGAGCUUCCUGCUCAUGCUGCCCUACCCCAUCUCCAGCACUCUGGUGCCCUUCACCCGGGUCAACAACAGCACGGGCAACAUGUGCCGCCUGGUCUGGCCCAGUGAUGUCAUCCAGCAGUCCUGGUAUGUGUCCCUGCUGCUGCUCCUCUUCCUGGUCCCUGGGAUCGUGAUGAUGACAGCCUAUGGGCUCAUCUCCCUUGAGCUCUACAGGGGCAUUACGUUUGAGAUGACCAACAGGAAGUCCAGCAGAGACAGACAGUGCAGCACGGGCAGCAUCAAACCCGGCGACAACGACGGCUGCUACCUCCAGCCUGCCAAGAAGGGCGAGCUUGCCCACCUCCAGAGCCCUCUGUCGACCCACAGCCCGAACGUGACCAUCAAAAUCAGAGACAGCACGGGCAGCGCCAAGUCCACGCUGAGCCGCGUGUGCAGCAACAGCUCCACCUCUAACCUGAUGGCUAAGAAGCGUGUGAUCCGCAUGCUCCUGGUCAUCGUCUGUCUCUUCUUCCUCUGCUGGACACCUGUGUUUGCCGUUAAUGCCUGGAGGGCCUUCGACCGCCGCUCUGCCGACAAGCUCCUCUCGGGGGCGCCGAUAUCCUUCAUCCAUCUGUUGUCGUACACCUCGGCGUGUGUCAACCCAAUUAUAUACUGCUUCAUGAAUAACCGUUUCCGCCAAGGGAUUCUGUCCACCUUCACCUGCUGUAGCUGCCCCAAGGGCGGUGGGGUCGGGAGGGGGGCUGGGAGUAGGAUGGGGACGGGGGGAGGAAGAGGAGGGAUGAGGAGCAGAGAGGAGAACGGGCACACGCCAUCGAGAGGUAAUAGCACGCGCUUCACAUACAGUAGUAUCCGUGGCUCUGCUCAGGCUUAGCUUCCUUUGCCAUCAUCCACCAAUCAGAAGUAGGUAGUGGUCAUGAAGGCGGGGUGGCCUGUCCAAAGUGUCCCCCCCCCACCCACUGUUACAGUGAGAUUUUGGUCUCUGUUAUUAAGGUCAUGCCUUCUUUCCACUUCAAAGUCCCCGUGCCUGUGAGAGUGGACAUGUACACUGAGUAUUCCAACCAUUAGGAACACCUGCUCUUUCCAUGACAUAGACUGACCAGGUUAAUCCAGGUGGACGCUAUAAUCCCUUAUUCAAUGUCACCUGUUAAAUCCACUCCAAUCAGUGUAGAUGAAGUGGACGAGGCAGGUUACAUUUUUAAGCCUUGAGACAUGGAUUGUGGCUGUAUCCAGGCUGUACCACAUCCGGCCGUGAUUAGGAGUCCAGAGGGCGGCGCACAAUUGGCCGAGCGUCGUCCGGGUGUGAACGGGUUAGGCCGUCAUUGUAAAUAAGAAUUUGUUCUUAACCGACUUGCCUAGUUAGAUAAAGGUUACAUUCCUUUGAAAAGGGUAUGGUAGUAUGGAAGUUUCAUGCUCAACAGUUUCCCUUGUGGAACAAGACAUCCAGCCAACUUCACACAACUGCGGGAAGCAUCCCUUGGGAACGCUUUCGACACCUUGUAGAGUCCACGCCCCGACGAACUGAGGCUGUUUUGAUGGAAAAAGGGGGGCGCAACUCAAUAUUAGGAAGGUUAUGUAUUGACAAUCGUCACAGUCCCCCUUUACAGAACCUCUCCAUCUCCCCCAUGUGCAUUCAAAGCAGAAUGCCCCUUUGGAUGUACUUCAUAACUCCGUGUGUGUGUUCUGCUCCUCUCUGCAUAAAAAUCUCUUUGGAUACAUUCUUGUCGGGGACUUGAAAGCUUCAAACCCCAGCCCAAUGAUGACACCACGUUCCCAAAGACAUUUAAAACUUCCCAUGCUUCUGUGACCUCCUUUUACAGGCAGUGCGACACAUGUGUAAAUACUUACUGACUUAAUCGUUGCCAUUCCAGGCAGUUGCGCAUUAUUUGGCGUCCUAGCCUUGUAGCAUAGAAACUUCUAAAACAGGUCAUUAGCGUAGCAAACAGUCGUUUUUUCUCUUUCUUGACCCAGUCAGCGUGUGUUUUCGUCGUUGUACCACAUGUACUACUGUGGGUGACAUGACUCGUCGCCUUAUCGAGGUGUGGGACCGUGCACCUGUCUGUCCCCCUACUUCAAAGCGAUGUUUCCCGGCGCUACCUGUCAAUCACACCACACCUGGUCUCUGUUGACUUGGGUUGUAAAAUAGACUGCGGCGCAAAUGUAACAAACCGUGUUGUUUUGACCUUGUUUUCUUGUAGCAUUAAGUCCAUUUUAAUUGUAUAGUUUUAUCAUUGCUCUCUAAGGUAAAUUGCCAUCUAACUUGCAUUGGAAUACAUAACCCGAAAAAGGAAAUUGAAUAUUAAAAGUGUUAAUUUCUCCGAAUGUAUUUUUCCCAAACGGUCAAGGAAUUGUGUGCUGUAUGGACGCAGACCUCUGCUCCACUAUCUGCUGGUCUGGCGGGGCCCUUUCAAAUCCCUGAGUAAGAAGGUACAGAAGGUCUGCCGAUGGAUUGCGCUUGCUUACACUGGAAGGGCCAGUGGUUCUUGGGAAACGACGCUCAUGAGACGCAUAAACAAACACUCACCUCUGAACUGGUUCAGAGGCCCAGGUUGUACAAACAAAUGCAGAGUGGUGUUACUUCACAGACGGACUAUUUGGCUGUGCUUAAAAAAGGGCAAUCUGCAGUUGCUACAUCCCGUUUUAGACAUUUAAAUGAAUGAUAUACCCAUUGAUUCUUGAAGAAUAUAACUUUUAGAUGCCUCAUUAGCUUAGUUCAACUCUCGUACGCCAUCAGAACCUAAAAUAUAAACUUGUUUUGCUCCUUUGUCUGUAAACAAUGCAACUGUAAAAAAAAAAAUACUUUAAAAAAACACUGUAUGGCCUCAAAGCAUGGUUCAAACUAUAAUACCAUGGACGGUCAGUCCUUU
Salvelinus fontinalis (brook trout) is the source of this 3532-nucleotide messenger RNA. RefSeq names its product cholecystokinin receptor type A-like. The transcript has 5 exons. Bases 154 to 1539 code for a protein of 461 amino acids. Gene Ontology annotation, molecular function: neuropeptide receptor activity; gastrin receptor activity. Gene Ontology annotation, cellular component: membrane. Gene Ontology annotation, biological process: neuropeptide signaling pathway. The record is from RefSeq and is a predicted model, not a curated record. Lineage: Eukaryota; Metazoa; Chordata; Actinopteri; Salmoniformes; Salmonidae.